Messenger RNA from Stegostoma tigrinum, 1103 nucleotides. RefSeq names its product transmembrane protein 150B (gene tmem150b). Lineage: Eukaryota; Metazoa; Chordata; Chondrichthyes; Orectolobiformes; Stegostomatidae. The transcript is spliced from 7 exons. The coding region runs from base 88 to 771 and encodes 227 amino acids. The record is from RefSeq and is a predicted model, not a curated record.
GUGGCUGCUUAUGCAUAGAGUUAAAGUACACCCAAGGGAUUGGUUCCAUUGCUUUCACUUUAUUCAUUUGGAAAGAGACUCUGAAGGAUGUGGGGAUGGGCCUUCCUCCCCAUCUUGCUGGCAGUCAGUGCAGCAGGAGGUUGCUGGGCAGUGUUUGGAAUGGCGGUGGUAAAUGGUUCUGUGAACAUUACUGUGGAAUUCCCCUACAUCAGUGUUUGUGGGGCUGAACCACCCCAGAGCUGCAUUUUUGGCCAAGUGAUGAACGUCGGGUCUUUUCUGGUUAUCUGGGUUUGUGUCAUCAGGUACCAACAAGUCAUCGACUAUGGAUACCAGUCGGCGCUGAAUAUUGUCAGCCUGGUGGCUGGCUGCUUGUGUGCAAUUGGAGGCUCCCUGGUGGGAAAUUUCCAGACUGUCAACCAAAUUCACGUCCACCUGGUGGGAGCCUUUCUCGCCUUCUUUAUUGGCAAUCUCUACUUCUGGCUGCAAGUGGGACUGACCUACAAGAUCACACCCAGGCGCGGAGGCAAGUGGAUCGGGUUGGUUCGGAUAGGCUCCUGCCUCAUAUGCUCAGCUUGCCUCAUCCUGUUGCCGAUGCUACAUUUCUGGAAGAGGAGAACGGCAGCAGCCAUUUGCGAGUGGAUAGCUGCCAUGGUCCUGCUCCUUCUCUUUGGGCUCUUUGCUGUGGAUUUCCGGCACAUUGAUGGCCAGUGCUUCCACGUCAUUCGGGAAAAGGCCAGGAUCCAGAAUUCAACCACCACGCUGGAAUUAUAGCAAGCAACAGCUGUCAUGGACUGCAGUACCGACUCUAAAAGAAAAUAAAGAGCGCCUCGUCAAGUUGACCGGUCUCGUUCGCCGCUCUUUGGGCUGUUAAGGUGAUUUCCGCGCUCCUACCAUGAUGCUUGAUUACAUUAAAAAGGUGCUGCAUAAAUGCACGUUGUUGGAGUGUAAACAUUGAACAGUUGACCUCAGGCAUUCGAGGGAUCUGAGAAGUUGAAGGAAAAGGAGUGACCCGUAUUGUGAACACACAUCUCCCUGGUUUUAACCAACUCUGUGGCCAUGAUGUGGAGGCACCGGUGUUGGACUGGGAUGGAUAAAGUCAGAAG